GUGUAAACCCGGAAAUGACGUAUCGUGUUGCCAAUCGCUGAGCUUACUGCAUAUCCUUGAAGACUGUCGCAUCAUCUGACAUUUACGCAUCAGAAUCAAGAAAACGCUCAGAUAUGGAGAUAUCACUUUAUAGGAUUUUCAUUCUUUUCAUAUUAAUAACAGCUGUUUGCAUGAGUAACGUGACAGACGUGGCGAGUACAACAGAAGUAUUAACAAGUACACCCACUUCUCAGAAGCCCGUCAUCACGACCGCAACUCCCACUUCGACAACAACCCUUACACCUGAGGAACUUUGUGGUAAGCACAACACGUCUUGUGAUGAUUGCCUGGGAGUGUCUGGUGCAAAGUGCCUUUGGUGCAAAUCAGACAGCAGUUGCAAGCCAUACCCUUACAGCAAGGUUUUGCCAAGUGCCCAUGAAUGUGCUUUAAGUGAGGCCCGCUGGGGUGUCUGCUGGUUGAAUUUUGAAGCACUGAUCAUUGCUGUCAGUGUUAUUGGUGGUGUCAUCGUUCUUACUAUCACAUGCUGCUGUAUCUAUUGCUGCUGCUGCCGUGGUAAUAACCAGAAGAAAUAUGACAAAGAUCAACACGAUGAUGAACAAAAAUUGGAGCGCAAGGCAAAGCAAGAUGAGCGAAGAGCUGAAAGACAGAGUCGGCUUGAUGAGAUCAGACGCAAAUAUGGCUUGAUGAAGGAUGAUGCUCCAUACCAACGUUUUGAUGCUUGAGAAGAUUGCUAUUUGACCCACAGUGACCUGUGGGUUCUGUCUUCUCCGUUGGCAUGCGUCAGCCACAAAGAUGACCACUCUGUUUUGGUUUCAUCUUCACAUUCACUCCUAAAGUCUCUUAAUUCCUUUUGUUUCACCUUUUCAUUCUCUAACCAACCUUCUUCUGCCCUACAACCAUCAAUCUUCAGCUGAUUCAUGAUAACAAAUGUAUUGCUCAUUCUUUUGUCCCACCAUGCUAAAAGUUUUAUGGUGAUAAUACAAAGAUACAAAAAUGGUUGCUGAGAUUUUUACAAUCAGUUGGUACGCAAUUACACAUAUUUUAUAUCUUAACUUGAAUCAUUCUCUGUAUCUUUUCCUCUGAUCCAUUUUAUGUAUUUUGUGACAGACAAAACUAAGAUUUUGUACAGACUCAGACUCCCAAGCCCUAUUCUACUUGGUGCAACAAUACAUACUUCCACCCUUUAUGGUCACAUUAUUCUAUCUAUUGAUAUGAUUAUUAUUUUUGCCUAGUUAACUGAUUGUAUUUUAAAAGUAAUUUAAUAUGUUCAGGCAUUAUUUUUUUCCAACAAUGAAUUUUAUUAUCUGGGUGUGAAUGGGUACAAAACCUAGGAUAUUAUUAGAAAUAAUGGUUUUGGUCACCAGUUUGAAUGAGCAAAAAAAGAACAAGGUUGAUUAUAAAAUGAGUGUAAAAUAUGACAUGGUUUCAGAAAAUGAUGACACAUUGAUUUGAUGUGUGCUUGUAGUUUUUAUUUUUGAAUGGGAUAUCAGUUUUUGGAAAUACUCUUGCUUUUCAUCUUUAAAAAAGUAACAAUUUACAGAUUUUUCAUUUAUUGCCUGACCAACCAAAGUUUAAACUAAAAUUUUUAUGCCAAAAUUACUGAGGGCAUGUUAAUGGUAAAUAUUUUAAUGUAUAGUAUCAUAUUAGUGCUUACAAGUUAUUGACAGAUGGGCUAGUGGUAUUCAUGACAAAUAUUUCUGCACACCAGUCUUGACUGUUUAACCUAGCUGCAGCCAUGAAGAGAAAAAUGUAAUGUUUAACAUAUCAACCAUCUCAGAAUUUAUAUAUUAACUGUGUUGUGCUUUGUAAGCUAAGUGUAUUGGAAUCAUGCUGUAAUUUGCUUUCAGGUUCUGUGUUACAUGUGUUGCAGAACAGUGCUUAUGAGUAGCAAGUUCGUAGUUAAAAGACUUUAAGUAGAAAUUAUUUACAAUUUUUAUGAAGGAAGACUGAAAGCUAGUCCUCACUUACCAUUCCUUAGCACAGUGCAGCCAUGCAUUACACUACAACUGAUUUGUGAAUGAAUAGCGGCCAGUAUUAAUGUCUGAUUUCUAAAACACUUACAGUAUGCAUGGUGCAAGAAUCAUUUCAGAAAUGAAGUAAAACUGUAAUUUAGUGGAUUAUCUCUUCCUUUUUUUUUAUGCUGCAGACAAUGCUAAUGGUGUGUCAUCAUCUAACAGGAAAAGUUAUUUUAAUUAUGUGAACACCUGUUGGACUGAAGGUAACUGCAUUCAUUCAACAAAUCAGAAACAAACAAAAAGAGUGUUUUUGAGCUCCAAAUAGAAAAAGAGCUGCAUUGUAUGCAAAUUUUUCAGAUGCUGAUGGACAGAGUGUUCAACCAUUUAAGAAGGCACAACUGAUCAUCCCUUGAUUAAUUUUCACUGAUUUUUGUCUUUUGUGUGAACAUUUUGAAACUUGUAUAUGACAACAACAGUUAUGCUGCCAAUUCUCAUCAAGUUUCUGAUUGCAUAAACAAUAUGUUUGAUGAAAGUAAGCAUUGCGGUAAUGUCCAAAUUUUGAUCAUUCCUGUCUAGAAUUUUGCAUUCCAUUAAUAUUUACAGGUUUUAUCAAUUUGACCACAGUAUUUCAAAGAGGUGAUUUACAUAGUUUUGAGCAGAUUUUUUGUUUUUAAGAUUGUUUCAUCAGCUUUAAAAAAAACCCUUUGUGUGUGUGUGUGAUAUAUCAACAGAAUAAUAACAAUAGUUUUUAACAUAUAUAUUGCCUUUCUAAAAGUGUGCCUUAUUUUCUGCCAACCUCCCCUCCCCCUUUGUGACAAUACGCUGAUCGAGUACUUUGAGUAAUUAGAAUUAUAGUUUCCACCCCAAAUUUGAUUCAAAGAAAAUUUUGGAGCAGGUUUCAAUUAAAUUUUGUACAUAUUGUAAAAAUGCAGUCAGAAAUUGUCAAUACUUGUUAGUUGAAUUAAUGCAUACAUGCUAAUGGUUCUCGAGGAAUAAAUAUUUUGUCACAAAAAAA
This is a messenger RNA of Pomacea canaliculata, 2970 nucleotides long. Its product is annotated as pituitary tumor-transforming gene 1 protein-interacting protein-like. Gene Ontology annotation, biological process: protein import into nucleus. NCBI's taxonomy places the organism in Eukaryota, Metazoa, Mollusca, Gastropoda, Architaenioglossa, Ampullariidae. Gene Ontology annotation, cellular component: nucleus; cytoplasm. The record is from RefSeq and is a predicted model, not a curated record.